Messenger RNA from Orbicella faveolata, 3220 nucleotides. RefSeq lists its product as uncharacterized. NCBI's taxonomy places the organism in Eukaryota, Metazoa, Cnidaria, Anthozoa, Scleractinia, Merulinidae. The record is from RefSeq and is a predicted model, not a curated record.
AAGUGACCUCUUAAUAGAAGGUGACUGCUUAAUGGAAGUCAAAUAUAUAGUAAACGAUUUGAAGCGAAUUUCGGAAAUUUGAAUAAUGACCUCUUAAUAGAGCUCCUCUUACACCUGUAAUAGAGGUUUGACUGUGCGCCAGAGAAAUUGGAAAACGCAACAAUCACCGGUCAUUUUGGAUUUGUGUUUGAGGAAAACGCAGGCAGAGAAAUCAAGUAUCAAAGCAGGUACGGAUUGACAAAAAUUUAACUUAGAUAAUUAAAACGGAAUGUAAUAUGGGUUUUUGUUAGGCUGAACAGUUUUCAAAGUUAAUAUCUUAUUCAUUUGUUUGUCACCUUUAAUUGUAACGCCCGGUAGAAGUAUUUGUUUGUAAUGAAGCAAUAAGACCCAUAGAAAUAAUUUGUUCACAACACUGAUAAGUUUCAUAUAUAGCGAGUAUCGAUGACCAACUCAACUCGUGAAACAAUUCCUUUCAAGCCUCAGACCCAUAAAAGAAAUUUAACUUGUUCAAUUCUGUCUCCUGAAUACGACGGCAUCAGAGACACUGAAGAACACUUAUUUGACCGUGUGCUCUAAAAGCUACUUUAUAACCCUUUGUGGAUCGUCUAAAACUAAAUUUGUGUUAUUGCCAACCAACUUGUUGUGCCGUUCCUUGUUGUGCCGCUAUGACUUAUUGAAAUACGUAUAGGUUAUCGUCAGAGUUAUCGUAUGGAUGCAAGUGUACCUAGUUACAUUACGAGUGAUGUUUGAAAGAAUUCAGUUUCAAAUAUCACGAGUUGUGCAAAUUCUUUGAAAUUGCUCGAGCUUUCAUAGGAUUACAUAGGAUUUCAUGGGAUUUUUUGUAUGACUUUGAAAAUUACGAACGCGCCCGGUAUUGAUCAGUUUUCACUGUACUGCAAAUUAAAAAUCAACGACAAAUUGGCCUGCUCUCAGCCAGUCACAAUUAAGUGAUUUUCUCAGUCUCGUAAUUUAAAACAAAAUAGAAUACUACAAAGUCAGUUCUUUUGUUGUGCAGAUCAUGUCUGUCUCUAAUUUAAUGCUCUGUGGCUUGAUCGUGUUUCUACCUGAGACCUUUGGAGUAACGGAGUGGGGUUUUGGGCGAUAUAUAAAGUACGAACCUGGAAACAUGAGCCUCAUCUUAACCGCCCCUCAUGGUGGAAAUCGCAACCCAUCACGACAGAGUACUGGUAAAAUGUGGCCAGAUAGAACCGAUUACGGCUGUAAAGGAAAAGAUGGUAAAUGUAUCUGGACACAUAAUUGUGGACCAACUAGUACGGACUGCAAGACUCGGAAAUUAAGUGACUUGCACACUGUAAAAGUUACUCGAGACAUUGCAGAUAGAAUUAAAGAAAUCACAGGUUUUCGACCACACGUUGUGUACAACCUGCUGCGAAGAAGCAAACUAGAUGCCAACAGAGAGGUUAAUGAAGCAACUUGCAAUGUCUCAGAUGCAAUCAAGGCUUUUCAAGAUUAUAACAAUUUCAUCUGCAAGGCUCGGUCCGCUAUUUCUGACCGUGGUUUGCUAUUAGACAUCCACGGUAGCGCAGAUCAGAAACAAAGAACGGAGCUGGGCUAUCUUAUUCACAGCAAGCACCUUGACAGUGAAAGCUACAGUAAAGAUGUAACGUCUAUCAGAAGUCUUGGUAGACAUUGGUGUGGAGAUGACAAUAAUUGUUUUAAAAAUUUCAUCUGUGGCAACAGGAGUCUCGGUCAUUUCAUGAAUCUGGAAGGGUUACAUGCAGUACCCUCUCCAGAAAACAAGAAAGUAAAACUGGAUGUGGUUCACUAUUUCUCGGGAGGAUUCACUGUAGCGAAAUAUGGAUCAAGAGAUGGAGGGGAUAUUGAUGGAAUCCAGAUGGAAUUUUCCAGAGAAAUUCGCUCAAGAUGGGGAGAAAAUACAAGAAAUAAGAUAGUUAAUGCCAUUUUAUGUUUUCACCGGCUUAACUAUACAUAACAACAAAGUAACGAAGUUGUAUUUUACCAAGCCUAAAAGUUUGCUUCGCGGAGUGCAAAAAUCAGAGAGCGUGGGGUUUGGUGACGAGGCUGAAAUAGGCAAAGCAUUUUCAUUCAUGUUUAUGCCGCGAAAUUCCGGAUUGUGUAAGUUAAAUAAAUCUAUUAAUGAAUUCUAAUUGUGCAAUAAAACAAGGAAUUAUCACGUGCAAUGUCUUCUCAUUCGAGUUAUCCACUUGCCCUGAUUCGGAGCAUUUCAAAACAGAUACGCAAGCCGCUAAGCCUGAUCGAAUUUUCGACCCUCCCGCCUCCCCGUCAGCGACGUGACAAAGCUAUAGUGCUGUCUCACCGAGUCGCUCAUUGCCUCGGUCACAAUCCUUCCCCAUAACUUAACUACGUGAGACAAUGAGCGGCAUAAUUUAUGAAUGAAUGUUAUACCAUUCUGCAAACUUAACAUACCCACAACUCCACGUGUACCGCGCUCCAACGGAGUGGGAGGCUUGGGAACGAUGUAAAUUGGGGGGUUGGAUUCUGGAAUGAGCACAAAUAAAGGUUGUUGUCGUCGGAACGAUGAGGCUGAUGUCUUUUACAAAACUCGAGUUGUAUUUCUUUAUUUUUUUCGUUAGCUAGGGUAAAAGUUUAACUACAGUUCAAUUUUAAUAUACGAACGUUUGGCGAAGACACCUGAAAAUGCUUUGAGUAAGUUUUUUUAUUAUUAUUAUUAUUAACAAAUCUCCCUGCUUGGGUUACUUACGACUGAUCAUUCAGCUUCAGUUGUCAGUUUCAAGUAUGCAACGCGGCCAAGUCCCGUUCAUAUGGACACCGUAGAAACCACAGAAAGUUCUGUCUAUAUUAGAAAAGUCAGUUGAUUUCAAAAAAAGUGUAUCAGCUGGGAAAAAAAUCUUCGUAAAUAGUAACAAAAUGGUCAUAUCGCUAAAGCGGGAUUUGAACCUACUUUACCUAACGCAGCGCCAAUAUGCAAUACUGAAAUUGUACGAGAAAAUGCAUUUGAUGAAUUUCAUUUGCUGAAAAGGAAAUUCUCCAAUGUACAAAGAGAAUUUGAAAAGGUAAGCUCUGAAGCCUGUGUUUAGACUUUAACCUCGUUCCCAGUGGCCUCUCCCUCACGUGGGGAGCGGCGCCACGUGAGGAAAAGGGCCCGAGAACGAGGUUGGCUAACCUUGAUUCGUGCCGCUCAUGUCAACUCCUUUAAAUUUUCCUAAGUAGUCUUGGUAAUGGCUUCUUUUAAUUUGAUGUUUCCCCCAGACGCUAU